Molecule: messenger RNA, 2392 nt
Organism: Salvelinus sp. IW2-2015
Lineage: Eukaryota; Metazoa; Chordata; Actinopteri; Salmoniformes; Salmonidae
Gene: mcf2la
Product: mcf.2 cell line derived transforming sequence-like a
Molecular function (GO): protein binding
Source: RefSeq, a predicted model, not a curated record
AGCCUGGUCAGACUCCUCACAUCACUCUGAGCAGGGCCAAGUGGCUCAGCACCUCUAGUCUCUUACAGGCCAAAAGGAGAGGUUGGAACAAGGCCUCUUUCUCCAUGGACGUGCCAGAAGUGCAUGAUGGGUACUCYAGCGCCGAGGACCCCAUGAACUCUGACCCUGAGGAUGAGGGAGGCAGGAAGCUGGCUGUCGGCGACAGGUUCACAGUGGUGGYGGACUAUGAGAAGGAGAAAGGAGGGCYUCAGGACCUGUCAGUGAAGAGUGGAGACAUGGUGCAGCUCAUUAAAGAGGGAGAUGACGGACAGUGGUUUGUUAGAAACUUGGGGAGCAACAAAGAUGGCUGGGUAGCAGCAGCCAACCUUCUCACCCUCAUUACAGAGUCCAAGUCCUCGCAGUCCCUCUGCAGCUCAGAGGGCAGUGUAACUGGCAACCUCAGCACCUCCUCCAGCUGCAGUGAAACCUACACAAGUUUCUCUGACAUCAAGCCCUAAAGUCCCACCCCCUCUAAGCCCUGAGACACAGCUACAGCGCCACCCAGUGGUUGGSUGUUCAAACGACACGUGCACUUUUCCCCUCUACUACUGUUCAAAUCAAAUUGUAUUUAUCACAUGCGCCGAAUACAACUGGUGUAGCCUUUACAGUGAAAUGCUUGCACACGUUAGUUUUCAUUACAGUCCAUAGAUACUUCACUCAUACUGAAGUGGAGGCURCCUGGAAUGUAGCAGAAAGCAGUCUAAUAGCUGCUUAUCUGUCAAUGUGAAGGGAAGGUAAUGAAGGACUGCUUUCCUCUGGACAUACUCUACUCUCAGGGAUAAGAGGUAGUGUCCUAGUCUUUUACUGUGAUUGAAGGCUAGCACACAUUGAGAACAGGAAGUUCAGGCCUCUCCCCUACCUGUUUGACAGAGAUGAACAAGGAAGGACACACCCGCUCCAUUCACACACACACACACAGGCAGGCUUUGUUAGCCUAGCGUGGUACCGCUCCUCCCACUCCAACAAGGUGACAGUGAUAUGGAGCCAGGAGCUCCUCUACUGAACUCAACACUUCAACAGACAAACAAACAGACGCCUCAGUCUCUCUCCUGUAGACUCUGGUAACCAGUUGUGUCAUAAUGUUUCUCUGUCUCAGGCAGUCAACCUCCUCAGUAUGUCCUCAGUCCUCUCCUGAGUGACUUUAAAAAUAGAUGAUGGAUUUAUAUUUCAUAUGUUUCUACUGGAUCCCCCAAGACAAACUAAACUGUAAAAGUGUCGAGACAAUCACAUUCUAGCAAGAAUGCAAAUUAGAAUGGMWUUGUCAUGAAAUACUUUUUGAGUUUGGUCAACUSUGUAUAUCUAUKGCUUUGUCCAGAGGCCCUCCAGUACAUUUCCAGUCCCUCUCCCUCCCUCCCUGUUUCUCCUUCCUCCACCUGUGCUGUCUGRGCUAUUAGUGAACUCUUGGCUUUGUUCCCAGUGAUCUGAGAGAGCUGGGCUUUAAACUACCAGGUGUUCUUUAGGCAGGGGUGAUAUUACAGGAYGGUCAGAUAUCAUAGAUACUUCAACAAUAACAGUGCUCAGGAUGUUCUUCUGAAUCAUUUUCUCUUGGCUCAAAGUGAAAUCUUAUACACUACACAGAAAUCCCCUGAAGAUUGAGAUUCCCAUAAAAAGAUUCAUGUCAGGUCGAUUGAUGUUGAAAUAACUGUACUGUACCAGAGAGUAUAAACUUAAAAGGAAUGAUUUGUAUGCGUUAAUCAAUGUGUGUAAGUUCAUUUAUUUGAGAAAGAUGUGUACAGAAUCUACAGAUAUUAUCCUAUACCUUGUAUUUUUCAUUUAAAAUGUGUAUGUUGUGUAUGAGGACCAUGGAUAUGUUUUCGUGGGUCUAAGUAUAUCAAAGAUAUUUUAUUAAUUGGUUGGCGGAGCAUGUUUCCAUGGUAAUUUCUUCAAACUCCUGAGAGGACAUAUAUUAAUAGAAAUAUCAUCCUUUUCCUCAUUUGAGAAUGCAGUCUGUACACUGAAAACCGAAGAUGGAGGUUAACUAUACGUCCCGUGCUGAGAGUUCAACUCAGAAUGACGGUUGUCUCAAAUUUCAGCACGCACAAUAAAAGGUUKUAAACUGUUUUGGUUAUAACCGUUUUAGUUAUAACUGUUUUUAUAACUUAUUGUUCUACUGUAUAUAUUUUUCGAUUUGCACCCAGUGAGAUGACAAUGUUGUUACUGUGUGUCACAUUGUUAUGCAGCACCUUGCCGCAUUAUUUAGUUCUUUAUUUUCCUACGGUAACAAGUAUUGAUACAGAUCUUAUAUAAUUAAUGAUAUGCAUUCAUAUCUGUGUAUAUGUGUAAAUAUGUAUCUCUGAGGUGUAUUAUUAAAGCCGCUGAAUAAAGACAAACAUUCUUUGCUUUAAUCCAAUGA